Messenger RNA from Cuculus canorus (common cuckoo), 3384 nucleotides. It is a transcript of the gene ZC2HC1B, whose product is annotated as zinc finger C2HC-type containing 1B. The coding region runs from base 113 to 793 and encodes 226 amino acids. The transcript has 9 exons. The record is from RefSeq and is a predicted model, not a curated record. Lineage: Eukaryota; Metazoa; Chordata; Aves; Cuculiformes; Cuculidae.
UUGCUGAUGCUUGGUAACUUCAGUUGUGAGCUAUUGAGUAGUGCAGACUGAUCACUGCAGUGGUAAGGAUUCCUGACAGCACCACAGAAGAGAAAACCUGAGAAACCAUUUAAUGAGUCAGAUACCAGGAAGUGGAACAACUGCUCAACGUCAAGAUCUGGUUCGUUGUACAACUUGUGGAAGAAGUUUUGCACAAGAUGUUCUGCUGAGACAUGAUCCGAUAUGCAGGAAAAUCUUCAACAAGAAGCGCAAGCCCUUCAACUCUUUGAAACAGAGACUGCAGGGAACAGAAAUCAUGACUGUGAAGAAGCAGCCCCCGCAAAAGAAACAGCCAGUGAAGAAAUCUAACUGGAGGCAGCACCAUGAGGAUCUUAUUCAUGCUAUUCGAUCAGCCAGGCAGGUCACAAAAGCUCUGAAGGAGGGCCGCCCUCUUCCACCUCCUCCUCCACCAAGCAUCAACCCAGACUAUAUUCAGUGUCCACAUUGCUCAAGAAGGUUUAAUGAGGCUGCAGCACAGAGACACAUAAAGUUUUGUGAAGAACAAGCUGCCCGCCGUGCCUUUGCUGCAAAAGCCACUGGACAGGCUUCGGGCAAGCAACCAGUGACUCAGAGAAAAACUCCAACACUGACGAGUGCUGUGUUCUCUCUUCAGAAGAGAAUACAAGAAGGUACCAAUACAGGCACACCUAGGCCAGAAAAGUCUGCAGGAGCAGUUCGGAAAACCAGAAAAUCGUUGGGUGUACCUCCUGGGAAAAAGGAAGGGUCUGGACCACAAAUGCACAACAGAAGAUAGAGUGGCUUGUCAGCCAAGAUGUGUUAAGGUUUUCUCCUGAAGCAUUAGAAGACCUUAAGCAACACAAUUUUCCAGCGUCUCCCACUCCAAGUGCUACAGCUAUCACAUUCAAUAAAAUAAGCAAACAGAAGUUCACUGUAGGCUUUUUUUUUCCUCCCCUUUCCCUCCCUAGGCUAUGAAGCUUACCAUGCUAUCCUUUUAAAAGUUGUGAGAUUAUUUGUCUAUCAGUUGCCAAAAUUUAAUUACCUGAUUACCUAUGAGGAGGUGAAUUUAAUUUAUGCAGUGGUUUCAAGAAAAGGUAGGGAGAUCCAAUAUUGUGAUUUUUUUUCCCCCCUAAUGCUUUGCUUUGAUAUAUUGAAUGAGACAAAUAAGCAUUCUGGCAUUUCAUGUGUAUAUUUAAUGGAAUUGCCCACUAAACAAUAAAUGAUAAAUGUUAGUGAUUGCUAAGUGAUAAACGGCUGUCUAUGUGCAUCAGCUUCAAAGCAGUUCAAGUUCAGACUAACUGAGCCCAAAUCUCAUUCUCACAUUAAAAACUUCAAUUGCUUUGCUAGAUAAGACAAAUGUCGUGGAGACAUAUGCCUUCUUAUUUUUUGGCCUUAUUUUUUGGCCUAUUACCAGCCUUAGAUCAUCUUUGCAUAAACUUCCAAUGUUGCAAUAUGUUGGGUUGUUUGGGUUUUUUUAAGCCAAACAGUUCCCAUAAGGCUUUCAAUUAAAAUCCCUAAGGAUUUUUUUUUUUGCAUGUUCAAUGUUUAUAAAGUAAAUAAAGGUGGACAAUAGUUGGACACAGCAAUAAUAAAUACCAGACUCUACAGAAUUUAAUUAAACUCUACUUAGACUCUAGCUAAUGAUGAUUAGAUACAGAAAGGAUAACACUAAAGCAAGUGUAACUCCUUACAGCUAGACUGCCCAGGAGGAAAGGAUGUGGGGAACUCCACACCAGAUCUAUAUUGUGCAAUGUUAUCACACUUGUUCUCUUUUUACACCUGAAUAAAUGAGCCCUCAAAAGUUAAAGCAAGUUUUACCAUGUUUAGGGUGUUCCCCCUCAUCAUGGGAUGCAUCCCUGCCCAUGGCAAGGGGGUUGGAACUAGAUGAUCUUUAAGGUCUCUUCCAACCCAAACUGUUCUAUGAUGCUAUGAUUCUAUGUUUGUAUGAUUCUAUGAUUGUUUCUAUGUGUAGAUCAUUUCCCCAUGCCUUACAGAAAAAAACUGGGAAUUAAGAGUAACACAUUGGUUAAGAAAACAGAAUCCCAACAGUUGGUAAAUAAAACUGAAGGAAAAAGACAUUAACAUGGUUUCUGAUAGGGGAUGGGAACUGAGCACUAGAAAUACCUGGUGUUUUUUACAUAGAGGAUGCAGCCUUUUCUUCCAUGUACUAUAAUUUUAGCUAUUUAACAUUAUUUCAGGUUUACAUGGCUUCCUUUUCUUUAUGGGUAAUUUUUUUUUUUUUAUGAAAGCAAAUAUGUACUAAGUGUCUCAGUUUUUAUGGUAUCAUUUGAUUAUAGUAAUACUGCUCCUUAGUCCUUUAGUCAGCAUGCGGAGCUCUGCUUCCACAGCUUUCCAAGCAGAGCUCACUUAAAAAGAGUACUUUUAUCUCUACUAUGAUGUGAGGUAAACAUCCUAAGAUCUCCCAGAGGGCCAGGAUUCAAAGUGGGUCAGGUCUCUAUUUUUUCCACCUCUUAGCCGUUAUGCCAUGGCCUAUCCUACCUUCCCCAGGCCACCUCUCUGCCCCUGCAUUCUCCUCUCCCAGUGGAGGAAGAACAGGCUGUUGCAGAGAAGAGGAAGUGCUGGCUGCUGGUAGGGCUGCCUUCUUCCUCCACUGUUCUCCACAGUGUUUGUGGGGCUGCCUCUCCCCACACCAGUGCUGUCACUGCCCUUCGUGAGCAAAAGGCAGUGCCAUCAGUGAUGUCCUGCAGCUCUUGCUAACCAUCUCCACUGCCACCGUCUGAAGUGAUGCCUGUCAGCCCCAUCCUCUUGGACACCACAGAAAGGUGAUAUUCACGGCUACACCAAACAGGCCUACUGAGCCUGAAGAAUUCGUUUAACCAGAAUCAAAGCAUUCAUGAGCUUCAGCUACGGAUGGCCUCUCAAAAAUGCUCGCACAAGUUACCCUAACAAAAGCUAUGAUAAAGUCCAGCCCUACACUAAGCAUUGGAUUACUCGGGAUAUCUCUUGAAUUGUAUUUUAAAACAAAACAAUUUUUCUGCAGACAUGACCUUUGCAAAUAGCUUGCCUUCCUUUGUGAUGGCACGUCAUCAGCUUCCUUUACAAUUAUGAUGUCAAGAAUGAGGAAAAAAAGUACUGAAUGCACUGAAGGGCAAACCCUGCAGUAUAAACAUUUAAUGUGUAUUUUACUUGUAGAUGCCAUCACAGUGUGCCUUUUUAAGUGUUUUAAUAUCAAACGUGGUUCUUUUCUUUUUACUUGAAUGAGACUCAGUCUUUAACCCAUAGUUAUGUAUGAAAAGCAUGCCUGGCCAAUGCAUUCUUCUGUGUUUCACAAGCAGCUGAGGUCAGGCAGCAGCACCCCUCUUGGCAGCUCAGAGCUCAGGCACCCUGCUACAGUCGAACAGUUCAAAGAACAUGGGCGCUCAUCUA